GGAACCAACUUCCAAAAAAUGGCUAGUUUUUCCAACAGAGACAUGUUCGAAACAGACAGGCCCCAUUUUUUCAAAGUAAUUCUUGAUGAAACCAUUCACGACAAGAAGCUUGGAAUUCCUAGGAGGUUUGUAAGAAAAUAUGGCAAAGAUCUGUCAAGUCCUGUUGUCCUUGAAGUACCAAGUGGAAGAACAUGGCAAGUGGAGCUUAAGAAAUGGGAUGAUGAGAUUUGGUUACAAAAUGGUUGGCAAGAAUUUCUGGAGUAUUACUCUCUAACACAUGGAUUCUUCUUAGUGUUUGAAUAUACUAAGAGAAAUUGCCAUUUCAAUGUCAUCAUAUUUGACAAGAGUGCAUCUGAGAUAGAUUAUCCCAUCAACGUCGUCACUAAUGGAGAUUUCCUGGAAGGAAUACAAGAGCCAAAGAUUAUUCAAGAAACUGCAAGAGAUUCUUCUGCUGAAACCUUGGAAGACUUCAUGCCAUGCAGAAAAAGAAAAGAGAAAUCACCAUUGCCAUCCCCACUGCCUCACAAGAUGAUGAAGGUUGAGAAUCCCACAGGAAACACAGCUUUGCAUUUUCCUGGAAAACAAGAUGAAGGAAAGAGAGUCGACGGAGAAAUUUCUGGUCAGAAACAAACGUCAGAUACGAUUGUUCUGAGGAAAAAACCUCUGAAAGCUAAAGAAAAAAAUGAAGCUCUUCGUAGAGCUAGCACUAACUUCAAAUCUAAAAAUCCUUUUUUCCUGGUUGCAAUGCAGCCAUCUUAUGUUCAUCCAGCUGUAAAAUUGAAUAUACAAGCAAGAUUUGCCGUGAAAUAUUUCCCCAAGAAGCGGCAAAGUGGCGAUGCCACACUGCAUGGCUUGGAUGGGAGAAGUUGGCCUGUUAAAUUCUAUUUAUAUAAUAGAGCAUGCAAUGAGAAAAGAAUGGCAAAAAUUAGUCAGGGCUGGAGGAACUUUGCCAAAGACAAUCACUUGGAAGUUGGAGAUGUCUGUGCCUUUGAACUGAUCAUGAUCAAGAGUUCUAAAGCUACGUUUCAAGUUACCAUUUUUCGACACCACCGAGGCAAAAAGCAGAAACUAAAAGAUGAAGAAAGCAAUUCUCCUGAAGCCAUUGAAGCUGCCAAGAGUUUCACCUCAGUGCAUCCAUUUUUCAAAGUGGUUAUUUCGCCUGGCUCUGUGGAGAAUUCCAACAUGUGUGUGCCUAUGAAGUUUAUCAGCAACAUGAAGCAAAGCACAGAGAAAGUGAAGUUGCAGAUUGAGAAUAGAUGGUGGCUUGUGAAGCUGAAUUUAUAUCCACAACUUGGCAAAGGAAAAUUUACUGAUGGAUGGAGUGCUUUUGUUAGGGGAAAUUCACUGAAAGUGGGAGAUGUUUGCAUCUUUGAGCUGAAUAACAGUGAGAAUUUGCAGCUAAAAGUCACCAUUUUCAGAAAUGUCAAGUAACUUGUUGUUCCAGUUGCUGUGUUAGUUGGAAAGGUUCAGGAGAGUGUUGUUGUGUUGUGGAAUUACACUUAUUUUACUCUUCUUGGAAGGUUUAGUGGCAGUAAGCUGGAAAGUUUAGUAGGUUUUUUGUGAUAAUUAAGGGCAGUGAUCCACUCAGUGAACUCCUCCAACAAAUGUGUGG
Manihot esculenta (cassava) is the source of this 1612-nucleotide messenger RNA. Its product is annotated as B3 domain-containing transcription factor VRN1. NCBI's taxonomy places the organism in Eukaryota, Viridiplantae, Streptophyta, Magnoliopsida, Malpighiales, Euphorbiaceae. The record is from RefSeq and is a predicted model, not a curated record. The coding region runs from base 19 to 1431 and encodes 470 amino acids. The transcript has 6 exons. Gene Ontology annotation, molecular function: DNA binding.